Lycium ferocissimum is the source of this 948-nucleotide messenger RNA. RefSeq lists its product as uncharacterized. The transcript has 3 exons. The coding region runs from base 1 to 948 and encodes 315 amino acids. The record is from RefSeq and is a predicted model, not a curated record. Lineage: Eukaryota; Viridiplantae; Streptophyta; Magnoliopsida; Solanales; Solanaceae.
AUGUACAAAGUAAAACCUCCCUUUCCUCAGAGGUUGGCCAAGAAGAAUGAUGAUGCUAAGUGUCAAAAGUUCUAUGAUCAGUUGAAGCAGUUAACAGUGAAUUUUCCAUUCUUAGAUGCUGUCAAAGAGAUGGCAGGAUUUUCCAAGUUUGUGAAAGACCUGCUUACGAAGAAGAGGCUUCAUGCAUUCGCUCGUGCUCUGUAUGAUAAUGGGGGGAGCAUCAAUCUACUGCCCCUUGCUAUUUUUAAGCAAUUCGGGUUGGGAAUGCCUAGACUAACUUCUAUGCGAUUACAAAUGGCGGACAGAUCCAUCAAGAAGCCAGUUGGGGUUAUAGAUGAUGUGUUGGUACAAGUGGGUAAGUUCAUGUUGCCUGCUGACUUCGUUAUUCUGGAUUGUGCGGUUGAUAAAGAUAUUCCCAUCAUCUUGGGAAGACCAUUCCUUGCCAUGGGCAGAGUGCUUAUGGACUCUGAAAAGAACGAAAUCAAGUUCCGAGUGAAUGAUGAAGAGGUGACUUUUCAAGCAAGUAAGGGGAUGAAGUUGCCAAGUGCUUAUGAGAAUAUCUCGGUUAUUGAUUUGUUUGAUGGGAUUGAUGAUCUAGAAGAGGACAGCAAGCCGAGUGUUGAACAUCAGCGGAGAUUGAACCAAAACAUGCAAGAGGUCAUGAAAAAAGAGAUCAUAAAGUGGUUAGAUGCUGGGGUAGUGUAUUCGAUUGCAGACAGCAAGUGGGUGAGUCCUGUUCAAUAUGUUCCAAAGAAAGGAAGUAUCACUGUGGUGCCCAAUGCAAAGAAUGAGUUGAUUCCCACUCGUACAGGCCAUUCGGAUGGCGUGUUUGUGGACUAUAGGAAGCUGAACUCGCCUACUUGUAAAGACCAUUUUCCAUGUCGUUCAUUGAUCAAAUCUUUGGAUAGGCUUGCUGGGAGCUCUUACUAUUGCUUCCUAGAUAGGUAA